ACGCUGGCGUAGGUCGACGCCGUAUGCGCUCAGUCGGUUGCGCGCCGGUCGGCUGUGUGGAUGGGUUUGUGUGGAUCGUUAAUCGGUGGUUUUUGGUGUACAUCGACAGGUUUUUAUGCGAGUACUCGGAUAAAACGGUGUCGCGGGCUAUCCUUACGAGAAGGAGCGCCCUUUCGAAGGGUAAGAUAGAAGUGAGUUGUUGGUCCGAUUGACAAAAUGACGACCGACAUCUCGGUGGUGCGCGGGGGUUGGGACCCCACGCUACAACAAGAGAUUGUCGAUGAGUACGAAUACGACGGGGGAAACUCGAGCUCGAGACUCUUCGAACGUUCACGAAUCAAGGCGUUAGCUGGUGAACGUGAAUUAGUACAAAAGAAGACUUUCCAAAAAUGGGUGAACUCCCACUUAGUUCGCUGCUCAUGCCGAAUCGGCGAUCUGUACGUCGACCUUCGGGACGGGAAGAUGCUAAUCAAGCUAUUAGAGAUCCUCUCCGGGGAACGUUUGCCGCGACCAACGAAAGGAAAAAUGCGAAUUCACUGUUUGGAGAACGUCGACAAAGCGCUGCAGUUCCUUCGGGAGCAAAGGGUGCAUCUGGAGAACAUGGGUUCCCACGAUAUAGUCGACGGGAAUCCACGGUUGAGCUUGGGUCUGAUCUGGACCAUCAUCCUACGGUUCCAAAUCCAAGACAUCACCAUUGAAGAGACCGAUAAUCAAGAGACGAAAUCAGCCAAGGAUGCCUUGCUCCUCUGGUGUCAGAUGAAGACAGCAGGCUACCAUAACGUGAACGUACGGAAUUUCACUACUUCCUGGCGGGACGGUUUGGCCUUCAACGCUAUCAUCCACAAGCAUAGACCAGACUUGAUCCAAUUUGAGAAACUGUCCAAAGCGAACGCCAUCUACAAUCUCAACAACGCGUUCAAUGUUGCUGAAGAUAAACUAGGCCUCACCAAACUCCUCGAUGCAGAGGAUAUAUUCGUUGACCAUCCUGAUGAAAAGUCCAUUAUCACCUACGUGGUUACUUACUAUCAUUACUUCUCCAAGAUGAAACAAGAAACUGUCCAAGGUAAAAGAAUAGGAAAAGUUGUUGGUAUUGCCAUGGAGAAUGAUCGUAUGAUCCACGAAUACGAGAGCCUAACUAGUGAUCUGCUGCGUUGGAUAGAGGGUACCAUUGAGGCCCUAGGCGACCGCAGGUUCGCCAAUUCUUUGGUAGGCGUUCAGUCUCAGCUCUCGCAGUUCUCCAACUAUCGUACCGUAGAGAAACCUCCAAAGUUUGUAGAGAAAGGCAACCUGGAAGUGCUUCUGUUCACGCUGCAAUCCAAAAUGAGGGCUAACAAUCAGAAACCCUAUACACCUAGGGAAGGCAAGAUGAUAGCCGACAUUAAUAAAGCUUGGGAGAGAUUGGAGAAAGCUGAACACGAAAGGGAACUGGCUCUUCGCGAGGAGUUGAUCCGUCAAGAGAAGCUGGAACAACUGGCAGCGAGGUUCAAUCGCAAAGCUAGCAUGAGGGAGACCUGGUUAUCUGAGAACCAGCGAUUGGUUUCCCAGGACAACUUCGGUUUUGAUUUAGCUGCGGUAGAGGCUGCUGCCAAAAAACACGAGGCUAUCGAAACCGACAUCUUCGCCUACGAGGAGAGAGUUCAAGCAGUGAUGGCAGUAUCUCAGGAGCUAGAAGCCGAGAACUAUCACGAUAUCGAACGAAUCAAUGCCCGCAAGGAUAAUGUCCUCAGAUUAUGGAAUUAUCUUCUGGAAUUAUUGCGAGCUAGGCGGAUGCGAUUGGAACUGUCUCUGCAGCUGCAACAGAACUUCCAGGAAAUGUUAUACAUCUUGGACAGCAUGGAGGAAAUCAAGUUGCGUUUGUUGACCGACGACUAUGGCAAACACUUGAUGGGCGUGGAGGAUCUUCUGCAAAAGCAUUCUCUGGUCGAAGCUGAUAUAAAUGUCUUGGGAGAAAGAGUAAAAGCCGUCGUCCAGCAGAGUCAAAGAUUCUUGGAACACGGUGAGGGAUACAGACCCUGUGACCCUACUAUUAUUGUUGAACGCGUUCAGCAGCUCGAAGACGCCUAUGCUGAACUAGUCCGUUUAGCCGUGGAACGCAGAGCCAGACUUGAAGAAUCCCGCAAACUCUGGCAGUUCUACUGGGACAUGGCCGACGAGGAAAACUGGAUAAAGGAGAAGGAGCAGAUAGUGUCGACUGGAGACAUCGGUCACGAUCUGACUACGAUUAACUUGCUGCUGUCGAAGCAUAAAGCUCUAGAGAACGAGAUUCAGUCCCACGAGCCUCAAUUGAUGUCAGUGGUCGCGGUCGGGGAUGAGUUGGUUCGUCAGCAGCACUUCGGCUCUGAUCGUAUCACAGAACGACUCCAAGAAAUCUUGGGAAUGUGGAACCAUCUUCUCGACUUGGCCGCCUUCAGAAGAAAGCGCCUGGAAGAGGCUGUUGACUAUCAUCAAUUAUUCGCUGAUGCUGAUGACAUAGACAUCUGGAUGUUGGAUACACUGAGAUUGGUGUCUUCAGAGGAUGUUGGUAGGGACGAGGCCAACGUUCAGUCUCUGUUGAAGAAGCAUAAGGAUGUCACCGAUGAGCUUAAGAAUUAUGCUACCACUAUCGACCAGCUUCAUCAGCAAGCGUCAGGUCUCGGCGAACAGGAUGCUAAAUCACCAGAAGUGCUUGAACGACUGGCUUCCAUUGACUCGAGGUACAAGGAGCUGAUGGAGCUGGCCAAGCUGCGUAAGCAGAGAUUAUUGGAUGCUCUGUCUUUGUACAAGUUGUUCAGCGAAUCAGACGGGGUCGAGCAAUGGAUAGGCGAAAAGAACAGAAUGCUGGAGACCAUGGUGCCAGCCAAGGAUAUCGAAGAUGUGGAGAUCAUGAAGCAUAGAUAUAACGGCUUCGAGAAGGAAAUGUAUGCGAAUGCUUCGCGGGUCGCUGUGGUGAACCAAUUGGCCAGGCAAUUGUUGCUCGUGGAGCACCCGAACUCCGAGCAAAUAGUCGCUAGACAGAACGAGCUGAAUCAGAAGUGGGCUGAAUUAAGAGAGAAGGCAGAUCACAAGAGGGAUGCAUUGAAUUCCGCUCACGGCGUACAGACCUUCCACAUAGAGUGCAGAGAGACUGUGUCUUGGAUAGAGGACAAGAAACGAAUCCUCCAGCAGACCGACAGCCUGGAGAUGGACCUCACAGGUGUAAUGACUCUUCAGCGUCGUCUCAGCGGCAUGGAACGCGAUCUGGCAGCUAUACAAGCUAAAUUAGACGCUCUGGAACUGGAAGCUCAGAAUAUUCAACAGCAGAACUUGGAGGAUCCUGAAGUGAUACGCGACAGGAUCGCUCAGAUACACACCAUCUGGGAGCAGUUGACGCAGAUGUUGAAGGAGCGUGACGCGAAAUUAGAGGAAGCUGGUGAUCUUCAUCGAUUCCUGAGAGAUCUGGAUCACUUCCAGGCCUGGUUGACGAAGACACAGACCGACGUUGCCAGUGAGGACACUCCGACCACAUUGGCCGAUGCGGAGAAGCUUCUGACGCAACAUCAAAACAUCAAGGAAGAGAUCGAUAAUUACACCGGCGACUACCAGAAGAUGAUGGAGUACGGAGAGAGACUGACCAGCGAGGCCGGCGACGGUGAUACUCAGUACAUGUUCCUGAGAGAACGUUUGAACGCGUUGAAGAUGGGCUGGGAAGAGUUGCAUCAGAUGUGGGUGAACAGGCAGAUCUUGUUAUCGAAUUCGCUGAACCUGCAGGUGUUCGAUCGCGAUGCCCGCCAGGCCGAAGUGUUGCUGUCCCAACAAGAGCACGUUUUAGCAAAAGAUGAGACACCUGUGAACUUCGAACAGGCGGAGCAAAUGAUCAAGCGCCACGAAGCGUUCAUGACUACUAUGGACGCGAACGAUGAGAAGAUCAACUCGGUGGUGCAGUUUGCUGGUAGACUGGUUGACCAGGGACACUUUGCUGCAGACAAGGUGAAAAAGAAGGCGGAGAACAUCAACGAGCGCCGGCAGAUCAAUCGCGACAAAGCGAACCAGUACAUGGAGAAGUUGAAGGAUCAGUUACAGCUGCAAAUGUUCCUUCAGGAUUGCGAGGAGUUGGGCGAAUGGGUGCAAGAGAAACAUAUUACCGCGCAAGAUGAGACCUACAGGAGCGCCAAGACGGUGCACAGCAAGUGGACCAGGCAUCAGGCGUUCGAGGCGGAGAUAGCGAGCAACAAGGAUCGUCUUCAACAACUGCAACAGGCCGCUGAAGACUUGAUCCAACAGAAGCCUGACUUAGCCGAGAUUAUUAAACCAAAGGUGGCAGAACUGGCCGACCAGUUCGAGGAACUCGAAACCACUACCCACGACAAAGGUGAACGUCUGUUCGACGCGAACAGGGAGGUCCUUAUACACCAGACUUGUGAUGACAUUGAUUCCUGGAUGAAUGAACUAGAGAAGCAGAUCGAAAGCACGGACACCGGGUCGGAUCUUGCGUCGGUGAAUAUUCUGAUGCAGAAGCAACAGAUGAUCGAGACACAGAUGGCGGUGAAGGCGAAACAGGUCACUGAGUUGGACAAACAGGCGGAACACCUGCAGCGUACCGUGCCGGAUGACAAGAUGGAAGAGAUCAAGUGCAAGAAGGAGAAGGUAGCGCAGAGAUUUGCCCAAUUGAAGGCGCCGUUGAUCGACCGCCAGCGCCAAUUGGAGAAAAAGAAGGAGGCAUUCCAGUUUAGGCGUGAUGUUGAGGAUGAGAAACUGUGGAUCGCCGAGAAGAUGCCUCAGGCGACCAGCAGCGAGUACGGCAACUCUUUGUUCAACGUGCACAUGCUUAAGAAGAAGAAUCAAUCGCUACGCACUGAAAUCGAGAACCAUGAGCCCAGGAUUAAUUUGGUUUGCAACAAUGGACAGAAAUUGAUUGAUGAGGGACACGAAGACAGUUCCGAGUUCCAACAAUUGAUAUCCGAGCUGACCGAGAAGUGGAAGAAGUUGAAGGAUGCAGUGGAUGACAGAAACAAACAUUUGCUUCAAAACGAGAAGGCUCAGCAGUACUUCUUUGAUGCGACCGAGGCGGAAUCCUGGAUGAGCGAGCAGGAGUUGUACAUGAUGGUAGAAGACCGUGGCAAGGACGAGAUCUCUGCCCAGAAUUUGAUGAAGAAACACGAGUCCUUGGAGCAUGCUGUUGAGGAUUAUGCAGAUACUAUACGCCAGCUUGGGGAGACCGCCAGGCAGCUGAUCAAUAAUCAACAUCCUCUAGCUGAUCAAAUCGCUGUUAAGCAAUCGCAGGUUGAUAAACUGUACGCUGGACUGAAAGACCUAGCCGGAGAACGAAGAGCUAAGCUAGAUGAGGCUCUCCAACUGUUCAUGCUGAACAGAGAAGUGGAUGAUCUGGAGCAAUGGAUCGCGGAGAGAGAACUGGUCGCCGGAAGCCACGAGUUGGGCCAGGAUUAUGACCAUGUGACUCUUCUAUGGGAGAGAUUCAAGGAAUUCGCCAGAGACACCGAAGCAAUAGGUUCAGAGAGGGUAGCAGCAGUGAAUGGAAUCGCGGAUUCAUUGAUUGCUACUGGACACUCAGAUGCAGCAACCAUUGCCGAAUGGAAAGAUGGUUUGAACGAAGCUUGGCAAGAUUUGCUUGAGUUGAUUGAAACACGUACACAGAUGCUUCAAGCCAGUCGAGAACUGCACAAGUUCUUCCACGAUUGCAAGGACGUCCUUGGCCGAAUUUUGGAGAAACAGAAUGCGAUGUCCGAUGAGCUCGGUCGCGACGCUGGCUCUGUGUCUGCUCUACAGCGCAAGCACGGUAACUUCAUGCAAGAUUUAUCCACCUUGCAGAGUCAGGUGUCUCAGAUCCAAGAGGAAUCCGCUAAGUUGCAAGCUAGCUAUGCUGGUGAUAAGGCUAGAGAGAUAACGAACCGUGAAGGCGAAGUGGUGGCUUCUUGGAACAACCUUCAGUCUCUCUGCGAGGAGAGAAGAGCGAAACUGGAAGACACUGGCGAUCUCUACCGCUUCUUCAACAUGGUCAGAACUCUGAUGAUCUGGAUGGACGACGUUGUGCGCCAGAUGAACACUUCUGAGAAACCUCGAGACGUUGCUGGAGUCGAGUUACUGAUGAACAAUCACCAAAGCCUGAAGGCUGAGAUUGAUGCCAGGGAGGAUAAUUUGUUGGCUUGUAUUAACCUUGGAAAGGAUUUGUUAGCUAGGAAUCAUUACGCCAGCACUCAGAUCAAGGAGAAACUGGCGGCUCUCACUGAUCACAGAAAUGCGUUGCUACAUAGAUGGGAGGAACGUUGGGAAAACUUACAGCUCAUUUUGGAAGUCUAUCAGUUUGCCAGAGAUGCAGCGGUUGCCGAGGCGUGGCUAAUCGCUCAGGAACCGUACCUUAUGAGUCAAGAACUUGGACAUACAAUUGACGAGGUCGAAAACUUAAUCAAGAAACAUGAGGCUUUCGAAAAAUCGGCAGCUGCGCAGGAAGAAAGGUUUAGUGCCUUGCAUCGACUCACUACGUUUGAGUUGAAAGAAUUGAAGAGGAGAGAACAAGAACGAGAAGAGGAGGAGAGACGCAAGAAAGAGGAGGCUGCGGCAGCCGAGGCAGCUCGAUUAGCUAAAGCAACACCAGUUACUAGUCCAGAUGAACCGCCCAGUGAAAGAGCCGAAGCUGAAGGUGUAACUAGCGGAGAACGUACAGCUGGUGAGGAUGAAUCACACGUGGCACAUCGCAAGGCUUCUACACGUACACCACAGCCUCAAGACAAGCCCAAGGAAGUGCAUGCUCAGAAACCUGCACGUCUAUCCAUGCGAGGAGGAGCAUCACCACCCACCACUCCCUCGCCCACGAAAUCUCCGCAAGGUCUAUCCGUUCCAACAACUCCGAAAGGUGGAAGCGGUUCCGAGUCUGGUACAUUAAGACGUAAGGAACGUAGUCGCAGCAAGUCGCCGUUCAGAAGCUUCCGUUGGAGAAAGUCCGCCAAGUCGCCGAGUUUAGAUCGCAGUGGUGUGAGUGAUGAUGAGCGCAGCAUUUCUGAACAACGAAGUCCCACCGACGACGAAUUCGAGGGCGUGUUGCAACGAAAACACGAAUGGGAGAGCACAACGAAGAAGGCGUCCAACCGAUCUUGGCACAAGGUGUACAUGGUCGUGCGCGGGCAAAGUUUCUACGUGUACACGGACCAGAAGUCGUACAAGGCUGCACCUGAUCAAAUGUACAAGGGAGAAGCUCCUCUUGAUCUCAGGGGCGCUACCAUAACCGUGGCGAACGAUUACACUAAGAGGAAACAUGUCUUCCGAGUAAAAUCGCAAAGCGGAUCGGACUUCCUGUUCCAGGCCAAAGACGACGCUGAGAUGAACGAAUGGGUGGCAGCGCUUAAUCAAUCAGCGCAGGGUGCAUCGGGCGCAAGCACAUCUAGGGCGCAUACCUUGCCAGCGCCAACGCAGGCCGAGACCAAGCGACGUAGUUUCUUCACUCUCAAGAAAAACUAAACCGGAGCAGUGAAGUUCGGUAUAAGCCGCUCAGCACAACACACGUUUAAACAAAGAAAUGUUUCGUCGCUCUGCGUGGUUAAAGCAACGUUAACAUAACAGAUUAGGAGACACACGAUACACGGCCAACGAUGGUGUUUCGCUGAACAAAAACAAAACAAAUAAUGAACACGAAAAUCGAAGGACGACCUUUGCUAAAACCAACUCGUUUCACGAAACGUCUACAUCUCGACUACUAUCAGCCACGGGAUAAACAGAAAGAAAGAAAGAUAGAAAGAAAGAAAGAAAGAAAGAAAGAAAGAAAGAAAAAAAAAUAGAGAAAUAUAUUUAAAGAAUCAGCUGUCUGUAUGUGUUAAAACACACUCCACACGCGUGUAGGCCAUUCUCUCGAAGUCUAAUUCGCAUUUUUAGUUCUUCAAGGAAUUUUUGGACACCUUGCAAUAUACCGCUAGUUGAGAAAAGUGAUACACGCUCGGUAUGUCCCACGUUAGCGUGAUCCAGCGUCCAUACACAUUCAAAUCUAUCGAUCGUCAGACGUUUAUUGUGCACGCUAGAAGUUUGUCUUCUUUUAAGCCUUGUCAUUGUACACAUAUAACCCAAUGAAAAUGUACCAUUUAACAUGUUUUGAAAGUUUCAUACUGACUUCGUAAUAAGAUACGCAUUGUAAAUUUUUUAAUUGAACAAAAGAAAAGAAAGAGAAUGGUUUUUGAUACCAGGUUGCCGUAAAAAUUCAUUCUACAAGCUAAACGAAAUUUUGUAAUUGCGAAAUUUAUAAUAAUGCUUCUUAAAACGUUUUCUAUUGGAAUCAUACAACGUCAGACACAAACAUAUUUGUACACUGUUGCCUCUUGCUUUCACGUGAUGCUAAUACAGUCUAACAACUAAGUUGAACGAUACUCUCGAUAACCUACGUUUAGAGGUGAGAAAGUAAAUGUUUAUAGAAUAAUGCAAAUAAUUUUUAACUUAGUGUUAAGCUGGUAACGUUAUUAACAAUUGCAAGCAAAACGGUGUGCGAACAGAUUUUUUUUUUCAUUGUGAGUACUCAAAAUGGCGAGCAAAGUAUGAAGAAUUAGAGAGAUUAUAUAUUCCCAUCAAACUGUAAAAUUGUGCCAGUAAAUCCUUCGUUUUGUGUAGCGUAUUGUUGAUAUUAUUCGAGAAGAGAUUUCACAACAGUGUUACAUGCAUGAAAAUGAGGAGUGACAUGUUAGGAAUAUAAAAUACUGGACAUUUCCAAUAAGUGAUAAAAUUAUUCCAGUGGGAUCUUCCAUUUUAAAUAGCUGUUGCUAUAAUUGAUUAUCCUCUUGGUCACUAUGUUGAAUGGGAACUCGCAGAGCAACCAGUGCCUUUUUUGAGAUACUUGCGCAUAUACUUCAUUACUCUUUGUAUGCGAUGUUUGUAUAUUCAAUCCCAUUUUACCUUCGGUUUUAUUUUGUACGAUCACGGAAAUAGUUGUGGUUCCACGGCAACCUGAUACGUGGCUGCUCAUCACAAGAACAUCAUAUUUUAAUUUACAUUUUUCACUCGUUUUGUCACAGGUCAGCGAAAGAAAAAGAGCUCAACCAGUGUUUUCGUUUUUCAGACAAUACUUUCUGCACGAACUAUUGUACUCUGAUUUCGCGUGUUCCCGCAAACGGUUUGCGUUUGCGUUUCGAUGACUGCCAUAUAUGUUUAUAAGAAGCACACUAACUUGGGACAUGAUAUAUAAAUAUAUAAAUAAAUAUAUAAAUAUUAUAUAUAUAUAUAUAAAUAUGAAUUAGCUUUUAACAAAUUCUUAAAUAUAUGCUGCGCUCUAAGGGAGAAACGCAUUGGAGAAUUAUAAAGAA
Messenger RNA from Nomia melanderi (Alkali bee), 9251 nucleotides. RefSeq names its product spectrin beta chain (gene beta-Spec). Gene Ontology annotation, cellular component: spectrin. The record is from RefSeq and is a predicted model, not a curated record. Gene Ontology annotation, molecular function: actin binding; structural constituent of cytoskeleton; phospholipid binding. Lineage: Eukaryota; Metazoa; Arthropoda; Insecta; Hymenoptera; Halictidae.